Molecule: messenger RNA, 4569 nt
Organism: Aphis gossypii (cotton aphid)
Lineage: Eukaryota; Metazoa; Arthropoda; Insecta; Hemiptera; Aphididae
Gene: scat
Product: vacuolar protein sorting-associated protein 54
Exons: 19
Coding region: 264-3170 (968 amino acids)
Biological process (GO): retrograde transport, endosome to Golgi; Golgi to vacuole transport
Cellular component (GO): GARP complex
Molecular function (GO): syntaxin binding
Source: RefSeq, a predicted model, not a curated record
AUUUUGACAAUAUUUCCAAGUUUCCACAAACACAGAUAUACUUUAUGUCCACAAAUAUUUCGAGUUAAUUGUUAACGUUAACAGUAUUCUGCAUUGUUUCUUGAAAAUCGGUAUGUUGAUUUACUUCCUGUAGUUUUUUAAAUUUUAGUGUUACAGAAUUAAUGUCGUCUUAGGGCGACGAGUUAUUUGUCCACCUGUUGACCAAACGUCAGUAGACUAUUGUACACCCAUAUAAAAUCAUAAAAUAUGGUAUUGGUGUUAUUAUGGAUAGGGCUGUGACCAGAGAACCAAUCUGGCAGAAGUGCAGAUUUUGCCAAAAUGCCACGUUUGAACAAUUGCAUCAAUUUGAACGACACUUGUAUGAUGUGCAUAGUAGAAGAAAAGAUGGUCAGUACUUUUGUGAAUAUGGUGCCACUAGAGUUUGCUGCAAAAAGUCUAAUGAAUCUGAUUACAAAAUACACGUUGUACAAAACCAUGCUUUUCAAUCAGCUAAUCGUGUUGUACCUUAUCGUAAGACAUCAGAUAAUAAACGGCCAACAGAUGAAUGGAAUUUUUACUCAGCCUCACAAAGUCUUGCUACUGUUUUAAAUGAUCCAAGGCGGCCUCGAUCUAAAGAUUUCUUUACUAAGACAUGGGGCGAUAAAUUCACUGACACAAGUCCAAUUCCUCCACCUCAACACUUACCUGUAAUAAGGCCUCAAUAUUUUCAAACUUAUCUUAAACGUAUACCAAAACGACAUAAAAAACUGGUGGAACUUCAGCAGAAAAAAGAUAAACAGGAUUAUCCUUCUGAAAUCCUUCAGCAAUUUCCGAAUUUACGUGUAACUAAAUCAACAGACAGGGUCAAUUAUGAUUUAUCUGACGUUCCGUCUAUAUUUUUGGAGCCUGAUUUUGAUCUCAGUAAACGUGAAACGUUAUUUACCGUAUUCCCUAAUAUAUUCCUUACAUCAGAUACCCAUGUCAAUGUUGGUACAGCUAAUAUUAGGAUAUCUGAUAAAUCUAUUUACGAGAAAAAGUUGAGUCAUUAUUUAGAUACAGUAGAGGUAAAAAUUGCACAACAGGUAAGUUCAAAAUCAGAAGAAUUUUUUCAUACAAUGACAUCACAUGAUACUCUUAUGGAACAAAUUCGUCUUUCAAUACAACUAGCUCAAAACCUACGUUGUAGAAUCAAACAAGUGGAUGAAAAAUUUGUAUCAAAACCGUUGACAAUUUUAAAAACUAAAACUACCAUUUUAAAUCAUACCAAUAUUAUUGAAAAGUUAAAAUUAAUGGCUACAGUAUAUCACACACAAACAACAAUACAACAGCUAUUGUCAACUGCUGAUUAUGUUGCUGCUUUAGACUUAAUUUAUACUACUAAGGAUUUAUUAUCAAAGGAACUUUCUGGGGUCCAUUGCUUCAGAUAUUUGACUUCAGAGUUAAAUGAAAUCAUUAAAAUGAUAGAUGCACUAAUGGCUGGGGAAUUUGAACGAUGUUCAUCAGCAGACCUUAAUCGUCCAUUAGUAGAUACUGACUCUGAGGUUUUGGAAAAAGAUAAAUUAUUUUCAACACUUAUGGGGAUGUUACGACGUAAGAAUUGGGCAUUCUUAGAAGCUUACAGCAAAGAAUGUGAAACAGCAAUAAGUGCUGCAAUUAAAAAAAGUGUUAUAGAUACAGUUGCAAAUAGUGAUGUUGAUCAUCAAAUUAAUCAGUCAUCAAAUUUAGAAAGUUAUUUACACUGUUUAACUACUAAUGAGUGGUUAAAUAUGCUGGAAGACUGUUCUUACACAUUAUCUCUUCUUUUGCGAAGAAUAAAGGCAGGAUAUAAUAUCAUGCAACAUGCUCUUAAUGUUAGUGCUAAAAAAUUGAAUAGUCAUAAUGAAAAUACUGUCGAAUUUGAAGAACCAUCAUUUGACUAUAACUUGACUGAAGAAGAUUAUAUCAAAGUCAAAGCCAAGCUGACAAAUCUUUUAAACUCAGUAACUGAGUGUGCUGUUGUAAAAUAUGCUCAAUUAGUUACUAAAAGUUCAAGUGCCAAUGCUGAGAGUGAAAAAGUAAAUGAUAUAACUGAACAACAUAAUGGAGAUGAAGAAUCCAGAAGUUAUUGUUUAUCAGAUCAAAAACAGUUGUUGCGAUUGUCCGAAUGUAUAAAACAUUUAAGUGAUUGUUAUGUAGAAGUGUGUCCUAAUCAAGAUGUUGGGUUUAAAAUAUUACAGACUGCCAUGCAAUCAGAGGCUAACAAUUUCAUUAAAAAAUUUCAUACCGAAAAAAUCAACAAACUGCAAUUACUUCUUGAUAGUGAAAACUGGCGGCAAAAAGUUGUGCCAUCAGACUUUCAAAAUUUAGUUGAAUACAUUCAAACUACUGGUCAAUUUCCAAUGUCCAAAUCAUCACCAAAGACAUCCACUAAAACAUCAGCUCAGAUGUUGAUGGUAAAUGAUGAAAGUUUUGCAGUAGUUGCGACUGUGUUACUUUUGAUUCAAAUGGUAACUGAGUAUUGCACAAAGGCUGAUGAGAUAAAUUUGGCCGCACAAAGUUUAUUACGUUAUGUUUGCGAAAUUUUAAGAGAGUAUAAUUCUAGAUCAUAUCAUUUGGUAUUACAAGCAAAAGCAAUAUCAAACAAAACGGGUUUAAAGAAAAUAACAUGUACUAAUUUGGUGCUAUCACUUAGAGCUUUACAAUUGUUAUUAUGGAUUAUACCUUACAUACAAACACAUUUUUCUAAUUUUUUAGAAGAAUCUCAAGUGAACACAAUAUUAAAUAGAAUUAAAAACGACAUCACAAAGCACAUCAAAGACAUACAAGAUAAACUACAUGAUAUUGUGAAACAGAUAAUCAUGCAGCAAAUGUCAAACUGGGAAGCUAAACCUCCUAUUCCAUCCAAAUCAUUUCAAACUAUUUGCAAGCAUAUAUGUAAACUUCAUGAGGCCAUAUCAAAUAUACUGCCAAAAAUUCAAAUUCAAUACUUGUAUAGACGAAUACAUAUAACAUUCAAAGAAAUUCUACACGAAUGCAUAAACAAAAUGGACAACACUAAUAAUGACGGACCUUUACGCGGAAUUGUGUCGUCAGAAUUAAUGUUUUACAUUAAGUCAUUAGAAAGCAUAGAUGCAUUACCUAAAGAAGAAAUGGCAUUGCAGUCGAUGAAUGAUAUAUGGGAUGAAAAUUUUUCAACGAACAACAGUCAUUAAUAAAAUUAUACAGAAAAAAUUGAGUUGAACAAAUUUGUAACUAUUUUUUAAUGAGUAAACAUAAAAAUGUUUUAAAAAUAAUGUUAUUCCAUGUACUGAUUAAUAUAAAAAUUACCAAUAAACCAAUGUACUAAUGGUCCAUUUCAUAUAUUUUUAUUGAAUUAGCUAUUUUGUUUUGUUGAAUUUAAAUGUUUUUUCUGGUUUAUUGGUAUUUUUUUGAUGAUAUUAGUGAAGUUAUACAUUAAUAUUUAAUCUUACAACCAAUUACAAAAAUAUGUUUAUUAUUAUUAUAUAGUAUUAGUUACUACUAUUGGUUUUUCAUAGUUGGGAUGUUUAUAAAAAUAUUAAUCGUUAUUAUUUUUCAACAUUGUAUUUCAUUAUUUUAGUCAGUUGGUGUCAUGUUGUAAGACUGAAUAUGCUUGGUCAGAAAAAAUAUUGGCCUUUAAAGCAUAAUAUUGGAGACUUAAAAUUGUAUUGCCUAUGUUUUUAAUAAUUAUUAAUUUUAUUAAAAUUUUUCUACAUUUUCCUGUUUAUUACUUCCUAAAUAUUUAACAAAAUGAAAUAAAUAUAAUUCUGACUAUGAGUUUUUACUCAUUUGAGCAGAAUGAUAUAUAUUGUUGAGUUAAAAAAUCAAAAAUGCCACAUGUUUGAUAUGUUAAUGAAAAUUAAAGUUAAGAUAUAAUGUUAUCAAAAUUUGUAACUAAUUUGAAAUUUCCAAUUGAGUAAAAUCAUUUUCAUUUCAAACACGAGGGCAUGAGAUAAGUACUCUUGCAUUUAUAACAAUAUUAUAUUAUGUUACAAUUUAUUAUACAUCCAAAUAUAGCAUUGUUGUACUUAAGAUUAAUGACAGUAUAUUAGUUCAUAAAAUACUUGUAUAAUAAAUCAUUAACAUAAUAUGUAUUUAUAAAAUAUUGUCAAACAAAAUAUCCAUAGAUUCCUACCUACAAUUUUGAUUGUUCAACUGUGAUCUAAUCAAAAAAAAAAAAAAAAAUUGCCAAUCGCUCAAUUAUGAUUUGUUACUUUGUUCGUCUUUAUCAAGAUACCUAAAUUUUGUUUUUAUCAUUUAAAUAAAAUAUGGAAUUUAAACAUAGGUUCAUAGGUGUAUUGUAUUAUUUCAAUACUUUUGUAUCGGUAGUUUUAUUUAUAUUUAAUUGUAAUAAAACGUUUAAAUUUAUGAUCACGUUGGUACCUACCUUGUACAAAAUAAUGUAAAAUAAAUAACAAAUCACAAAAUAAUUCAUGUAUAUAAAUAUGACCAAAUAUUUUGUUGUAUCGUUUUAAUAAUAUAGUUAAUUCUGUGAUAACCAUAAAGAAAUUAAGGUAUUAUAUGCAUUAAGUACUAUAAUUGUAAUGUAUCGCUGUUAAUUUUUAAUAAAUUAAAAUAAACAAUGCGAAUGUA